Coregonus sp. 'balchen' is the source of this 2305-nucleotide messenger RNA. The record is from the annotation of a GenBank genome assembly. NCBI's taxonomy places the organism in Eukaryota, Metazoa, Chordata, Actinopteri, Salmoniformes, Salmonidae.
AUGUCUGCUCAUGAGAACAACAUGAGGGACAGGAAGAGGUUGUUGGAACAGUUGAAUGAAAUGACCCAGGCAGCAGCCAGAAUGGAGAAGAAGGAGAAUAUCACCAAGUUCACUGACGUGAUGGAGUAUGAUCCAGACACAAGCAGCUGCUAUAUCCCAGGACUCUGGCAUGGGACUCCCCCUAUGGCUCCAGUCAAUGCAGGCUACAGUGAGGCGGUGUACAGCUUCAAGAAGACCUUGAUGCAAGAUUUUAGAAUAUGUAAGAGAAAAUUAUGACUUGACAGAUUUCCUUAAAUGGACACAAAGCUUGUGGGAGGCAGUGAAAUUUGAGAAAUUCAUCUUCAGUUUCAGAAACAGCUUGGUUGCAGAUGCAUACUCCAGAUUAUGCUCUGAAUACAAUGGUUGGGAAUGGGCCUUCCAGAAGGAGAUGUAUUCCUGGAUGGUGAGUGCUGAAACUAAAAUGUCCAAUAUUGUCAUGACAGAUCAAUAUCCCCAGAGGUCCAUAAAAGAUGUGCAAAAAGACUUGUUGAGAGAAGCAUCUAAGAAGCUUGCAUGGGGAGAAAAGGAAAUCCAAGACAAUCUAGUAAAAUACUUUGAAAAGGAAGAUGGCCAUGUCAAUCUGGUGGAAAAAUACAAGGAGGACUUCGUGUGUAGUGCUAAAACACUGAGACGAGAGACAGAAAACACAGUGAAGAACAAACUGCAAGGAACUGUUGAAAUCAAAGAGGGAAUGACAGAACUGAACAUCAUCAAGUGCUCUCAGACAAGUACAAUGGAGAAAAAGGUACUAGAUUUGCUUCAGAAUUGUAGACAGGAAAAAUCUGAUCUAUCAUAUAAGGCACUCAGUAAAGAGUUUGAAAUCAUGUGGAAGAAAACUCUUUCUGAGAUACACUUCAAAGGACUCCCACAACGAGAUGUGGCUCAAGAUGCCUUCCUUAUGUUAAGAGGAAAUCUAUCAACAAGGGGUGGGCAUGUCAAUAGCAUGGUGGUUCGAAACAAUCUGGUGGAUUGUGGUAAAAAGGAAUUUGCUGUGGAAUCUGGGGGUUUAGGGAAGAAAAUUGGGGGCUUAUUUAUGCACAGGAAUAGUGACCAUUACAGAAAGAAACUACAAGAGUUGUGUGAUGACAUCAUAACACGCUGUCAGGACUUGAUAACACAGGUGGAAAACAAAACAGAUUACGAUGACACUUACAUCAAAGAGCUGCUGAACAACAUUGAUGAAACAUUGCAACAACACAAGAAUGUUAAAGUCAGUGAGGAAUGUGAGGUUUCUCCGAAGCUACACAUCUGUGGCAGAGCAGCCAGAGAGUUUCAGAAGAUGCAUUAUGAUUUCAUUGAACUUAAUGACCCAAGGAAUUGUCUGGAACAGUCUAAGAGCAAGUACCUUACUGAGUUCAUAGACUUAUUUCAUAACCGAGACCAGUGCCUAAAGAAAGCUGAGGAGUUCUCAAAGCUCUUACAGCCAGCUGUACAGGACUAUGUGACCAAAAUGAUUGGUCCUGAUGUGGUUGAUGAAAUGAAGACAGGUAAAGGAUCAGAGGAGUACAGCACACGGACGGCCUUCCAGUUCUCCAUUUUGAAACAACUCCUGACAGAUGGAGAAUAUGAGAAAUAUAAAGGGUACAUAAAGCAUUAUGAAAAGUUUGUGAAGGACUGGCUGUUUGAUCAGAUUGUCCAACAAUUGUCAAAGGACAGCUGUCUGGAGAAAUUGGAGAAGAAACAUCUUGCAGAGAUAGUCAAGAAGAUCACUGGCGCAAUCAGAGAAACAACUGGCAUAAACAAUUUAAAUGAUGUCAAGACAUUCAUUAAGAACAUCUGCAGCGCCCUUGAAGAGAAGCUGGUCCUCAAGGAUGCUCUAGAUUCCAUCUUGAUUCUGAACACUGCAGACACAAAACAGUUUUCUGACUACCUUAUCGAGUUUGUGAGAGAAAUGGAGCAGUCACUGGCAGCUACGUACGACAAGGGAAGAGAUAUCAAAAAGAGACUCAAAUCUCUGCCAUACAAGCCUCAGGACAAGAUGUUCACCAGUCUGUUUGGCUGUGGCAAGCAAUGUCCUUUCUGCGGUGUACCCUGUGAAGCAGGGGGGAAGGAUCAUGCCAAACACUUUACAUCUAUUCAUCGUCCACAAGGUCUAAAUGGUGUAAAGUUCAUACCUACAAAUAAGUUAGUAAUUAACAUAUGUUCCUCUGAUGUGACCAGUAAUUUAACAUUCAUCAACACUCUAACGGGAGAGAAGGGUCACCCCUUCAAGGACUACCAGAAAUAUUACCCUGACUGGAUCAUAACUGGAGAUUCCCAGCAUUGA